AUGAGUGAUUUAGGAUAAUUAAAUUUAAAAUUAGAUUUAAAAUUAAUUAAAAUACAAUCAAUGCCUGCCAAAAAGAGAAGUGUGAGAAUUGGUAAUUGGUACAAAAGUGAUGAUGAGAAAGUCCAUUUCGUUAGAAAGAGAAAAGCUCCAAGACCAGCUACAUUGAGAAAGAUUGUCCCCGGAUAAGUGUUAAUCUUGUUGUCUGGAAGAUUCCAAGGAAAGAGAGUUGUAUUCUUGAAGUAGCUCAAAUCUGGAUUGUUGCUUGUAACAGGUCCUUUCAAAAUUAAUGGUGUCCCUCUCAAGAGAGUCAACUCCGCUUAUGUCAUCCCAACAUCCACUAAAGUUGAUGUGACUGGAGUUAAUGCCAACUAAAUUAAUGAUGAUUAUUUCAAGAGAACUUAAGCUUAAAGACGUAAGAAUGAAUAAGGAUUUUGGGCAAAGAGAGGAGAACUCACAGUUGAAUAAUAAACAGCAGAAAAAACAAGAUUGGAUGGAAAGAGAAAUACACAAAAAUCAGUUGAUGCUGCAUUGAUCACUGCAAUUAAGAAAACAUAAUUAUUGAAAUAAUAUCUCGGUGCUCGUUUCACCAUUGGAAAAACCACAAGACCUCACGAGUUAGUCUUUUGAUCAUUACCAAGAUAUUAUCGUACAAUAAUAAAUAUUAUAAAUCAAUAUAUUAAA
Molecule: messenger RNA, 681 nt
Organism: Paramecium tetraurelia
Lineage: Eukaryota; Ciliophora; Oligohymenophorea; Peniculida; Parameciidae
Exons: 3
Biological process (GO): ribosomal large subunit assembly; cytoplasmic translation
Cellular component (GO): ribosome; cytosolic large ribosomal subunit
Molecular function (GO): RNA binding; structural constituent of ribosome
Source: RefSeq, a predicted model, not a curated record